Messenger RNA from Mus musculus (house mouse), 6761 nucleotides. It is a transcript of the gene Rnf32, whose product is annotated as ring finger protein 32. Lineage: Eukaryota; Metazoa; Chordata; Mammalia; Rodentia; Muridae. Bases 3311 to 4417 code for a protein of 368 amino acids. The transcript is spliced from 10 exons. The record is from RefSeq and is a predicted model, not a curated record. Gene Ontology annotation, cellular component: cytosol; endosome; aggresome.
CAUGAAGAAGUACCACAUCACCAGGAACUAGGUAAAUUCAAAACCAUAAUACAAUCUCCUACCUUAAAGGACUUUUUAAAGGGGAAGCCAAGCAUGGUAGCUCAUAUCAGAAAGAUCAUGAGUUCAAAGUAAGCUUAGGGUAAUAUUGCAAGCUUGUCUCAAUGUCAAGACAAAAGCAGGAAACAAGUGUUAGGAGACGUAUGGAAGCACUGACGCUUCAGACCUCGCUUGUGAGAACUAAAUGUGGUGUGACUGCUGUGAAAACCAGUCACAUAUUCUGACCAGUGAUUUCACUUACAUAAAAGUGGUAAGAGAUAUAAAUCUGAAUGCUUAUGGCAAUACUCAUGUCUGUGAACAUCUGAUCAUAAUCAAUUGUGGUAUAAGUGUAUAGCAGCAUUGUCAAGCUAUGAUAUCAAAGGACCUGAAAAAUGCCACAUAAAAGAAGCCAAACACUUAUGUAUUGUAUAGGUACAUCUAAGUCUAUGGACACAGAAUAUAAAUUGGUGGCUGCUAGGGGCUAGGGUAGAGCAGACUGUAACAUUGGUGUAGGGUUUAUCUCCACUGUGCCCUACAGAAAUGUCUUAAAACUUGAGGACACCACGACAGCACUGUGGACAUAUCAAAUGCCACCGAGCUAGUCACUCUAUGAUGAUCAGUGUUGUUCUACAUGGAUGUUACCUCAAAGAAUUUCAUUUAAAAAUUGAUGGAAAAGAUUGGGCAUGAUGGUGCACACGUGAAUUCCUUGUAAUCAGGAAGGAUACAGGAAGACUGAUUUAUCCUAGGACAGACUAGGCUAUAUAACAAGUUACAGACCACCCGGGGAUACCAAAAAAACAAAACAUUUUUUUAAACAAAUGAAAAGCUCGGGAAGCUGCCACCAGAAGACCUGAACUUUUAAGAAAUGUUCAGAGGAGUCAUGCAGAGAAAAAGAAAAUAAUUUAGGGCAGAAACUCAGAACUAGUCUGUUUUUCCACUUUCCAGACUGACCCAUUUGUUCAAUGGAAAGGAGUGAUUACUGGGUUACAAAAGUUAGGAUAAAAAGAAUGAGUGACAACAUGUUAUAACUCACAUAUUUUAAGAGAUGGGUAAAAGGACCAGCAAUCCUUUACCAGUACCUGCACUGGCCAGGAUAUAGGACUAUGUUACUGGACUCAAAAGAAAAUUUUAAAAAAUAUUUUGAAAAUCAAACCACUAGUCUUCAAAAUCGGAGGAUGCAGCAUAUCUCCUGGCCAACCUAUUUUAGAUAGCAAAACAUCAUGAGUUAAAUACUUGGAUAAGGUGGGGAAUUUUUAAAUGGGAUUUUUAUUUUUUAUAACUUUAUAAAGUUGGAGAGAAAUACCUCAAGACAGAAUUAGUAGGCAUUGUCCAAAGCAAUUCACAUACAGUAUCAUGUUUUAACUUCAUCACAACCCUAAGUUGUGGUAACAGAAUCCCUAUUUUCAUUGAAUUUCUUUUUGCUCAAAGUAACAGAAAACUAGACCCACAAUAGAUGAAAAGACCAAGAGCUGGGCUAGCUCCAGGGCUCAAACUACAUCACCCAUCUUGGACUGUGUCCAAAUCCCAGUUCUGCCAUUUCCUGUAUAAUCUUCUAAGGUUCACCUGGUAGCUCCACACCUUCAGGCUCUUACCCUAUGAUGCUAAUGGAGCAGAUGCAGCUGCAGUUUCGUGUCUUUUCUUGUUCCCACAUUCAGUAGGAAGAAUUAAAGGAAUUUUCCAGUGCUCCCCCCAAUAAAAACUCACUUGAGUUCCUGUGACUAGCCCAGCUAGGCCAGCCCCCCAGCCCCCAUCGUAUAAUAUCAUGAUGGUUCAUCAUAGUAUCAGAGUUUCCAACUAGUUUAGAUUGGCCACAUAUUCAGUCACAGAAUAAUGACCAGGACUACUGUUGGGGUAAUUAAUAGAUGUCCAAUGACAGGAUGCAACAAGGCCCCUUUGAAAAUAAGAAGCCCAUAACUCAGGACAAUAAAGCAACUUGUUAAAAUUCAGACAUCCAAAGAGUUAAAUGUAGGUUUAAACUCAGGUCUAGCUAAUGGCAUCCAAAAGCUUUACCCUCUUAGGCUUCAAUAAAAACCAGUCUUAGGAGAGCACAAAGGUGGGCCUACUGCUCUCCUAAAAGCAUCACUCACUGAAACAAAAGCUAAGAUUAUACUACUUCUUGAAAGCACCUGAACUAGCAUGUGAAAAUUCAUAACUAACUCAUUGUGAAUUUGACUUUUAAAACAGUUGGCCUGCUAUUAAUCUGCUUCUACAAGCUUCAAGUAGUAAGAGCCAAUCCAGAAAGUUCAUUGCCAAGAAAAAAAUCUGUAACUUUUAAGUGGAGUUUAAAAUUAUAUUGUUCCAGAGACUUAUCAUGUGUACCAGAUUUAUAAUGACUUUUGGGACUUCUUAGUGACAGAAUACCAAUCUUCCAGCUCGGUAACUUCUGUAGACUUUACUUUAUGGAGGAUCUCGCCUUCUUGUGUUUUCUUUGCACUUCCAGGUGAAUUAUGUACAAUUAAAGUACAAAAAGGCAUUCCAGGCAGGAGAAAAAUCAAUACAAUAUUUCUGCUUGGCACCAAGAAGUGAAAGACUUUUAAAGGACCCCAGGGAAUCAAGCCUGGUUCAAAGGACAGCGCGGGGAUGCAGACUUAAGAGGGGUAGGAGGCAAUGUCUCAGAGUGCAGAAGGCCAGGAGCCGCAAGGACACCUCUCUCCACCCUCACCUUCAGAGAAGCCUUGAGACCCUAGAUCUUGGAAGGAGCCACUAGAAGGGGCGAACGUGAAAAGGCCUGCAUCCCGCAACACACAACAGGCCACACGAUACCGGGAGCCAAGACACAAUCGUGACAACAGUAGGAGGGCGGAUGGCGACGCCACACAGCUCGCAAAACAGUCGAGGGGCCGUUAUCAAGUCUUUCGACUGAGGGGACAGCAGAAAGCGCACUCCAAAGAGCCGCACGGGUCAGCGCAUCCUCGGGACGCAUCACGCAGCCUGGCUGGAGGGCAGCGGAAAGGACGCCAUUCAAAAACCACACGUCCGAGGAAGAGACGGGAGAGCCCGUGCACGCCACUCCACGCGCCUAGGACGCGCGCCUCACGACGACGUAACCGCACCAGCGCCGGACGCUGACGAUACGCGAGGGGCGGAGCCAUGAUGUAAGCGCGGGCGGAGCCAGCCGCUCGCAGCAGUUGGACUACAUCUGACACGUUUCGUUAUCCUUUCAAUUGUCAGUUUGCUAAUACUAUGGGACUAUGCAGAAGAAUGGAAGUUAUCGUAACGUGAUGUUAGAGAUCGUUAAAGCCACACCACAGUGUUUCCUGAUUCCUGAUACAGCAUGCUAAGAAAUAAGGAUCGUUCAUCUAACAAAGGUAACUUAGCAGUCACUGCAGUUGCCUUACAGGACCACCUAUUACAUGAUCUUCAACUUGGACAUCUCUCGGUAGCAGAUCCUUGUAAGAUAAAAGCACGAAAGAAAGAGAAGAAGUCAAAAUCUCUCAAAAGAGAUGCAACAGCCAUCAUAGAUACUGGGCUUAGAAAAUCUACAGAGGGUCCUAACAUGGAAGAUCCAGAGAAGGAAUAUGUUCUAGACCCCACACCACCACCAUUAACUUUAGCCCAGAAACUAGGCCUCUUGCCACCUCCCCCGUUGCCACUGUCAUCAGAUGAGUGGGAGAGAGUGAAGCAGAGAUCCCUUCUACAAGGGGACUCCAUUCAGCCAUGCCCAAUAUGUAAAGAAGAAUUUGAGCUCCAUCCCCAGGUGCUGCUUUCCUGCUCACAUGUAUUCCAUAGGGCAUGCCUUCAGGCUUUUGAAAAGUUCACAAAUAAAAAAACCUGUCCCCUCUGUAGAAAGAACCAAUAUCAAACAAGAGUGAUACAUGAUGGGGCUCGCCUGUUCAGAGUAAAGUGUGCCACCAGGAUCCAAGCCUAUUGGCGAGGGUACAUCGUUAGAAAGUGGUACAGAAACCUGAGGAAAAUAAUCCCGCCUUCGGAUGCCAAAUUAAGGAGAAAGUUCUUUGAGGAAAAGUUCACAGAGAUCAGCCACCGAAUCCUGUGCUCAUACAACACCAACAUAGAUGAACUCUUCUCAGAAAUUGAUGUCUGCUUGGCGGUAAACCGUAGCAUUCUUCAGCAGCUAGAUGAAAGGUGUGGCCAGAUAAUCACCAAGGAGGACUGGGAGAAAAUCCAAGCACAGGCUGCUCACCAUGAGAUCUAUGAAUGUUCCAUCUGCCUGACUCCACUCUCCUUUCAUGGCGAUGGCCGGCAAGCAGCCAUAGGAACCAGCAGCCAGCGUCCCAGAGAGACAGUCCUCCUGUCCUGUGCACAUCUGUUCCACAAUGCCUGCCUCCUGGCUUUGGAGGAGUUUUCUUUAGGAGACAAUGCCCCUUUCCAUGUCUGUCCUCUCUGUCGCUCCUGCUACCAAAAGAAAAUUGUUGAAUGCUGAAUUCAUGUCCAGGAAGUUAAAUGUCUGACUAGAACAAGAAAGGGGUAAAGGCUAUCCUGCUUUUGGAUGAGCUGCAUGGGUUUGGGGUAGAGGACUACAUUGCUGACUGUUCUUUGUGAUUAUAUAGAGGAAAUAUAAGUUCCUAUUUAACUGUGGUCUUUAUUGCAUUAAAAACAGCAUGUUCGUUUGUUGAAUUUAGUUACUUAAAAUAAAUGAGAAGUAGUGUUAAUUAAAAUGUAGCUAGUGUCUGACCAACAGCAAGAAACUGACACACUUAUUCAAUGCAUAAGAAUCUCCCUUUUAUUUUUGUAUAAUAGAUGUGUGUUAUAGAUAAGUACUUUUAACAUGUUAACUGGAAAAAAGUGAUCUUCAGCAUCAAAACUAGGUAAAUCAAAUGCUAAUGGUGGUGUUGCAGAUUCCUAUGGUCCAUAUAAGAGAAUGAAAAUCUCAUAUAUGGACCAACGGAAAAUCCCUGAAGUUUUUGGUGCCAGUGCUACACACUAAUGCCAGGCCCCACAAGUACUCAAGUCCCUGUCGCUUAUAACCAACUAUAUCUCUUCAUACACUUUGAAAUCACCUCUGAACUAUAAUGCCUAGCAUAGUGUAAGUACUCUGUGAACAGUUGCUUUACUAUUGCUGAGGAACUAAGAACAGGAAAAAGAAAACUGUGUGUAGUAAGUACACAGACAGUAGUUUGCUAGCCCUCUAUACUCCACAUUGGAAAUAGAGAGUGCCGAUGGGGCCAAGACUGGUGCACUCAGCAGCUAAUGAGAAGCAUUGCUCAGGUGGCCCCUCCAUACUGGAACAGAUAAAAACACAUUCAACUGCAUUAGCAGUAUGCUAAUGGAGGCUGGGCCAUCUAUUCUACAGCACUCUCAAGCUCCCUGGCUCUUUCUGUCUCAAAGAUGUAAGUCUGCUUUGCCUCAGCCUUCACCAGGGAAUCUGCUUUCUUUGGAGGAAGAGCAUGUUGAGGCUAUGCUGGGAGGCAGUGCCAAUGGGAGCCAGUAUCCAGCCUGGAUGUGAAUGCAGGUAGCAAGCAAAGGUGUAUUCCAGGGUUCAGAACUGCUCUCUACACAAUGUAAGAAGUAUUUACAAUUCUUUUUUUUUAGUUUUCUUUUGUUGGUUUCAAAUGUAUGCAUUGAUAUAUAAUUUAUGGAUUAGUAUGUACAUGUUGUACUCAAAUUUUUCUUAAUGAUUAGAUUUACUGUUAUAACAUUUGGUGGCUAAUUUGGAGACUACUUAGAGGUAGAGACAGGCUACAUCUCAGAGAGCAACUUUUCCAUUCAGGAGGCUCAGCUGAGAGGACAGUGCAAACUUUUACCAUUCCAUCAUGCCUUUAGUCAGCUGUCACUUGGAAAUGAGCACUGAUUGGAGCACCUCAUGCCAGUAAGAGGGUUCAGAGGCCAUAGAAUGUGACAUCCUUCUCACUGUGGCUUCUUCCUCAGCACAAUCUUUACUGAUCUCCCCUUAACUUAGAUGUCUCAGCAUCCUUGCAAGAUUAAACCUCCUUCUCACUGCCUACUCCCACUUUUUACUUUAAUCAUACUUAGAAAACCUGCAUGCUCUAGGUUGUAGCAAUUAUGUCUUUCUCCCCACAUUGUAGACAGACAUGAGUUCUUCCACACUUAGACAUUUUUAUGGUUGCUGGUCUAUAGGACCUGACCCAUCCCUAGGCACUCUCAUUACUAACGCAUGAACUGAAUAAGACACUGCCAAAGGAGCACAUUUUCAGGGCAUUCUGGCCCAAAAGUGGUUUAUGUGAGCCAACAGUAGGUGCUCUGAGGUUUCUGCUCUCAGAGCAGUAAGAGCUUUAAAAACCCAUAACGAGCUAGGGUGGAGUCCAGCCUUAAUUAUGCUUUGUAGGAUUCUUUUUUUCCUUUCAAAGUACAUGAGACAGCCACAUCAUUUAUUAAAACUACAAUGUUACAUGACCCUCUAUUAGCUAUCCUUACCACUCAGGACAUAGAUAAUAAUUUGAAAACUGGUUAUAGGCUUUUUACUACCUUUAGUUCCUACACAAGGCUUAUUGUCUGGCCCCUGGGAACUCCUGGGCCAAGGCCGAUACCAACUUCGCAGGUCACAGCUACUGAGUUUUGUCCUCUGCAGUAUAGCUAGAACUGGACCUACUUCAAACUUUCUGAAUCCUAAAUAAGAUUAUAGGUUUGAAUAGAGAAAGAGAGUAAGCAAGGUAUUCAGGCAGUAUGGGGCAAGGAUAACACUCUAAGCUAGAUGCUAUAUUGUUAAGCUCUCAGUCCUUGCAAGAUAUAUCCAUAAAAUUGGUCUCCUUUUAGAAUCACAUUGUCUUAGACAUCUGCUUAUUGAUCUGUAUUAAGUACUGACUGCA